This is a messenger RNA of Acanthisitta chloris (rifleman), 1581 nucleotides long. RefSeq names its product chromosome unknown open reading frame, human C19orf44. NCBI's taxonomy places the organism in Eukaryota, Metazoa, Chordata, Aves, Passeriformes, Acanthisittidae. The transcript is spliced from 7 exons. The annotation marks the transcript as partial. The record is from RefSeq and is a predicted model, not a curated record.
GCUGCGGACAGCGCACGGUCCAGCUCCAUCCUGAGCAAAGUGGCGCAGCUGGAGAGCAAGAUCAGGAGCAGGAAAAAGCAGCUGGAAGUGCAGAACUCAGGGCAGAAGGUUUUGGCUGAGGAAUCCUCCUUGUCUGCCUCCAGCCCUGAGCACAGUGCCAGGGGCAAGAAGUACCUGAAGAGUCACAGUGGUGGGAAUGUGACCCGUGGGGAUGUCUGGUGUAAGGAGCAGGGAAGCAGCCAAAGCAACAAGAAGAAUGUUAUGGUUAAACAACACCUCAAUCUGGACAGUGAUGAAGAGGAAAUGAGGGAACUGAUGGGAAGCUCUUUGAGGUUUUCCAGUGGAGAUGGGAGUCGGAAGAUUCCUAACAAGACUCCAGUCCCAUCAGGGAUGUCUCUUCCAUCUCACAAGGAAAUGUCACUAUCAGAGGCAUCUAAAGCAUCUUCUCCUCACAAUGAAGAUGUAAAGAAAAGUGGUUUUGGUAGAGUUCAUUCAUCUUCACCCAGGAGCAGAAGCCCCUCAAGACACUCCCUGAGAUCUCAAUCACUGUUGUCUCCCUUGAAGGACAACACUGCAAAGAUUCCUCUGCCUAGAACAGGCUACACCAAGCAGAGCCAAGAAUCUCUUGGAAGUGACAGAAGUGAAAUAAAAUCAUUGGAUGAAUUAUUUUCAGAAGCAGCUGAUGAAGAAGAUCCAACCAGCAGCAGCUCAAGUCAUUUCAGACUGAAUGUCCUGAGCCUUGAUGAUUUGGCCCCAAAUAUCAGCAAUGAUGCAGAAUCAGAGCAGAAAGGGACAGACAGUCAAAUUACUCAAGAAUCCAACAAAAAUGUGGAAGAAGAUACAUUCCUGGAGGAAGAGGACAGAGCAGCUCCCAAAAUGAUCAGAGCAGUACCUGGUGUGAGUGAAGCCUCUGAAGAGGAAGUAGAAGAAAUUGCCACUGAAGCCGAAAUCUCUGAGCAUUUAAGUGGAGUUUCUGCAGAUGUCCCUGGACACAUCCAGGAUGAUCAAGAUGACAGAUCUCUUAAUUCAGAAUAUUCUGAAGACUUUGAAAGGUCUGUAUCUACAACAGACAGGGAAUCUGCAUCCAAACUGUCCAAGGGAGAUUGUGAGAGCUCCAAGUGCUCCAGAACAUCUUCCCUGUCAGUGCGUCGAGCACGGCCCAGCCAGGGGCACAGAGUGACUGUCAGAGACACCUCAGCUCAGACAGCACAGCCUCCAUUCACCUGCUGCUGGGCAAAGGCAAAGCCCUCUGCAGUGCUGAGCCCUCCUGCAGGAACCAGCUACAUCGACCCACUGCCCAUUGCCAGUCACAUCAUCAGUGCAGAUGCAGUAGAAGCCCUGACUACCUACAGCCCCUCGGUCCUCGUGUUACAUACCCUGUUCAAACAGCACCUGAUGUUGACCCAGCAGUUUGUGGAGAACAUUCACCAGCUUCACUCAUCCCUUGUGGAGUCACUAGAGGAUGAGAAGUUCCACUACCAUACCCUGGAAGAGGCUAAAGAGUACAUCAGGAACCACAAAUCUCCACCUCUAACCCUUGAGCAGGCACUAGAGGAAAUUCAGAGGGCACAGGAGGAAUGA